AUGGCCGGCGGACCUGUGAUCAAGAUGAAGUACGGCCGUGUGUCGGUGACUGGGCCUGAGCAGUGUGCUGGCCCCCAGAGCCGCCAGGGCUUCAAGGGCAACGCUGGGCUCCCAGAUGCGGCUCCUGGAGCUGAUGGGACCUUUGGUUGUGGUGCAAAGACCCCGGAGGAACACUUGCGCAACGUCUUCGGCAAGAAGAUGGGCUUUACGGAUCAAGAUAUUGUGGCCCUGAGUGGUGCGCACACAAUCGGCCGUGUCUUCAAGGAACGCAGCGGAGCCUGCCCCUUUGGAUACGGUGAACAGGCAGCCUCCAAGUACACCAAGGGCAGCUGCAUCGUGCGCAAGGACAAGAAGUCAGGCUGUGGAAUGGUUGGCGGUGCCGCGUGGACGAAGAACUGGCUGACCUUCGACAACAGCUACUACACUGACUAUAAGCAGGCCAUGGACGACGACGAUCUGAUGUGGUUGCCAACUGAUGCGUGCCUUCACGAGGACCCAGAGUUCAAGAAGUUCUUCUACAAGUAUGCAGGAGACCAGGCGGCCUUCUUCCAGGAUUAUGCCUCUGCCCACAAGAAGCUCUCUGAACUGGGAUGCAAGUUUGACCCACCUGCAGGCUUCCAGAUUUGAGCAUCAAAGGGUGUGAAGUAACUGGACAAGGGCCAGACUUUGCGAUAGAUCCAGGCUUCCAAAUUCAUGGCCUGCUGGA
Messenger RNA from Cladocopium goreaui, 706 nucleotides. The record is from the annotation of a GenBank genome assembly. Lineage: Eukaryota; Dinophyceae; Suessiales; Symbiodiniaceae.